This is a messenger RNA of Drosophila sechellia, 1549 nucleotides long. RefSeq lists its product as uncharacterized. The coding region runs from base 12 to 1307 and encodes 431 amino acids. Gene Ontology annotation, molecular function: RNA binding. The record is from RefSeq and is a predicted model, not a curated record. NCBI's taxonomy places the organism in Eukaryota, Metazoa, Arthropoda, Insecta, Diptera, Drosophilidae. The transcript has 2 exons.
CACUGCUAAGCAUGGAUAGUUCGUGGGGCUCAUUGAUUUCCCUUGAACCCCUGGGGGUGACCAACACGCCAUUGGACUUGCCUGGACUUGAUUCGUGUCCUUCGCCAAAAAGAGCCAGGAUUAGUGAAGCCCAGCUUGGGGAAGCCAUAAUCACUGAACAAGCUAGUGUCUAUGAGGAAAAGGCAGAGAAGCUCCAACCGUACCAGCCUGGCACAGUGGUAGUCCAGCCACCCAAACGACUGCCUCCCGAGGCGAAAAACGAUCGCCUGAUGUUCAUUCCCGACCUGGACCAGGCCAUUACCCAUCGGGAUGUAUUCACCUAUUUCAGUAAUUUCGGGGAUUUGGAGAGGGUCAGCGUGAGGAACGGCACGGGUAACAUAAACUACGCCAUGGUGCUGUUUGGUCGCACUUCUUACAUGGAGCGUGCCAUCGAAUCGAGUCCACAUCUGAUCAAGGGACAACUAUUGAACUGUCGCAAGGCGAAAGAGAAAAGUACAAUUAAUGGAAGUCGUCAAAACUCUGGGACCCUAAAUAAACCAAAGGCCACGAUUUCGCAGCCACUCAAAGCUCCUGUAGGGCAGGCAGAGAAAGAAUUAGAGGAGAAUUGCAAGCCACCAACUAACAGAUCGUUGCUUCUUCAAAAACUGGUAGAACCCACGGCUUAUAACCCAUUUACCCCCAGAAAAUCUGAUCGAAACUAUGCCUAUGCAUUAACGAAAGACAAUGGAAUCUCCCGCUGGAGCUUCAACUUGUUGGAAUUCGAACCCAGUUCAGACGAGGUGAGGGCACUGGAGAAGGGUCUUUCCAGUUCGGCAAAGCUUCUACUAAGCAUCCGAAAGAAAGUGGAUGCCGUGCCCUACAAGUCUGCUGAUCCACCCGCUCCAAAGGUGCCUCAAACUCCUAGUAAAUCUGUUCCAAAAGUUACUUUUAAGAUAUCUCCACCACCCCCUGCCUCUAGUCCAGUGCUCCCAACUCUGGAGCCACAAACUUCCAGUGAUAAAGCCGUUCAAAAAGUUAUUUUUAAGAUAUCUCCACCCGACUCUAGCCCAGUGCUCCCAUCCUUGCCGAGCCUUCUGCCGAUCACUCCCCUAGUGCCUGAGCCCAAACCUGUUCUUCGAAAAGUUUCCAAGUCAGAUCUCCGCUACGCCGUACUAUCCAGUUUGGGUCAGAACUACGUCCAUCACUGCUACACUAAUGUGGAAGCUUAUCGGAAAACCAAGAACUACGUCGACCUACAGCUCAGCGAGAUGCAAGUCCGACCCAGCAUUUCGAAGUUUGUGGAUCAGAUGUACGCACAGAAAAAGUAGGACCUGCCAAAUGCAAAUCAUAUCAUAUAUAUAUCAUAUUUCAUAUAAUAUAAUAUUAGCUAAGCAACAUUUCCCAAGAAACAUCAAAGAACAGUUUCAUUAAAAGGAAAUGGCAUACAUUACAUAAGUUGGACACUUUCUAAAUUAAGGGAAGCCGAAGGAUGUUACGUAGAUUCCUGGAAGAUAUGAAAGGAGCUGCUUGAAUGAAACGUGAACAUAUUACACAAGAAGUUAAUUCCAAU